Trichoderma aggressivum f. europaeum is the source of this 621-nucleotide messenger RNA. RefSeq lists its product as uncharacterized. The transcript is spliced from 2 exons. Lineage: Eukaryota; Fungi; Ascomycota; Sordariomycetes; Hypocreales; Hypocreaceae. The record is from RefSeq and is a predicted model, not a curated record. Bases 1 to 621 code for a protein of 206 amino acids.
AUGUCUACCGCUAGCGCAACUCUCGGCGACAAGCCUGCCGACCCGUACACCAAGGUCAACAAAGAUGAAGCCGACUUACAAACCAAGGUGACGGAUCUCGUUGAUUUCAUCACCACCUGCAAAUUCGGCAUGAUGACCACGAUUGAGGCGUCGUCGCAGAACAACCUAGUUUCUCGCUGCAUGGGCCUCGCUGCGACGGAAUCCGGGGGCAUCGACCUCCUCUUCCACACGAAUACCGAAUCCGGAAAAACUCACGAUUUGUCCAAUGACCCCCACGUCAAUGUAUCCUUCAUCAAUAGCUCUGGCGAGUGGGCGUCCAUCUCAGGCAAGGCAAGCCUGGUGACGGAUCGCGAGCUGGUCAAGUCGACUUACAGCAGCGGACUGAAGGCGUGGCUGGGCGACCUUGGUGAUGGAGUUCAUGAUGGGUCGGAGAAUGAUCCUCGCAUUGGCAUUAUCCGUGUCAAGACGACCACCGUGACAUACUCGCUGCAGACGGGCAACUUCAUCAGCCGUGCUGCUGAAGUCGCCCAAGGAGUGAUCACUGGAAAGCCCGCCCAUGUGAAUAAGUUGCGGGAGAUUUCGGUCGAGGAAGUCAGCAACUGGCGUGCUUCAAAUGUCUGA